AUAGGAAGUAAUUACCCAUAUUGAUCCGGAAGUGGACACCAAAUCUGAACGAUUCCAUCGGAGGAGUAAAGAUGGCGGACAACGGCGGCGCAGAUCCUGUUAAUAACAACAAUGAUACAACUGUUGGUUUGGAGGGAACUAUUAUCAAGGUCACAGUCAAAACCCCAAAAGACAAGGAGGAAAUCGCCAUCUCGGAAGAUGCCUCUGUCACUCAGUUUAAAGAGGAGAUCUCACGGAGAUUCAAAGCCAAGCAGGAUCAGUUGGUUCUGAUCUUUGCAGGGAAGAUACUGAAAGACGGGGACUCUCUCAACCAGCACGGCAUCAAGGAUGGCCUGACAGUCCAUCUGGUCAUAAAGACCGCACACAAGGCAGGAGAUGGCGCUAGUUCCUCUUCCUCUGUCACCACCCAGGUGGGCAGCAGUAGUGGCAACUCCUCUGGCCCCAGUUCUGCAGCCCACCCUUCUACUGUAGGGUCCACUGGAGGCCCUGCCUCGGCACCCCCACAGACUCCCAACAUACUGACCGGGUUCGGUGGCUUGUCCAGCCUGAGCAGCAUGGGCAUGGGCUCCGCUAACUUCAUGGAGCUGCAGCAGCAGAUGCAGAGCCAGCUGAUGUCUAACCCGGAGAUGCUGUCCCAGAUCAUGGAGAACCCCCUGGUGCAGAACAUGAUGUCCAACCCAGACCUGAUGAGGCAGAUGAUCGUGGCCAACCCCCAGAUGCAGCAGCUGAUGGAGCGCAACCCCGAGAUCUCCCACAUGCUCAACAACCCAGAGCUUAUGAGACAGACCAUGGAGCUGGCCAGGAACCCUGCCAUGAUGCAGGAAAUGAUGCGUAACCAGGACCGGGCGCUUAGCAACCUGGAGAGCAUCCCCGGAGGCUACAAUGCCCUGCGCAGGAUGUACACAGACAUCCAGGAGCCCAUGUUCAGCGCCGCACGAGACCAGUUUGGAAACAACCCUUUCUCAGCCCUGGGGGGCAACUCUGACGGGGGGGUGCAGCCAUCGAGGACAGAGAACCGGGAGCCCCUGCCCAACCCCUGGGGUUCAACUAACCCCUCUGAGGUUGGAGGGAGCACGGGCACCACAGGCUCAUCUGCCACUGGCAGCACCACCCCCAAUGUGUCCAACCCUCUAGGCGUCAACUCUGCCAGUCUGGGUAACGGCAUGUUCAGCAGUCCGGGCAUGCAGAGUCUGAUGCAGCAGAUCUCGGAGAACCCCCAGCUGAUGCAGAACAUGCUGUCUGCUCCCUACAUGCGCAGUAUCAUGCAGUCUCUGGCCCAGAACCCAGACAUGGCCUCCCAGGUGUUGAUGAAUAACCCUCUGUUGGCUGGAAACCCCCAGCUGCAGGAACAGUUCAGGAGCCAGCUGCCCGUCUUCCUGCAGCAGAUGCAGAACCCAGAGGCUCUUUCUGUGAUGACCAACCCCCGGGCCAUGCAGGCUCUCCUCCAGAUACAACAGGGCCUACAGACACUGCAGACAGAGGCACCGGGACUCAUGCCAAGUUUGGCACCAGGUGGACUGCCAGGAGGUCUCCCUGGAGGUCUACCAGGGGGACUAGUGGGCGGAUUACCAGGUGGAAUACCCACAACUCCCCUGUCCACGGGAGGGGGUGUGGCUCCAGAGAACCCUGCCUCUUCGCCGAGUGCUGGGGAAAACCCAGCCCAGCAACUGAUGAUGCAGCAGAUGCUCCAAAUGUUCGCAGGAGGGAAUUCCUCGAGCCAGACCCCAGAGGUGCAGUUCCAGCAGCAGCUGGAGCAGCUGGGCGCUAUGGGCUUCAUCAACCGAGAGGCCAACCUGCAGGCCCUGAUCGCUACCGGAGGAGAUGUCAACGCUGCCAUCGAGAGACUGCUGGGCUCACAGCCCUCAUAAAGACACACUCACUCAGUCACAUCGAUACAGACACAUGCAUACAUACUAUCCACCUCUGCAGCAAGAGGAAUGCACACGCAUAUACAUUGUCUACAGAGAACCAAGAGAGAAGAAAUAAACCAUCCAAAAAAGACAGACGAAACCCGGUCAGGACAUGUACCAUUCUAAACAUCCACCGCAGUCUCCUGUCAGAUCAUUCCCUAACCAUGGCUCCCCUAUCCCCUGAUUUUAGCCUCGUCCAUAGAGCUCUGCUCAGCAGGACCAGACUGACCAGACAGAAUUUCUUUACUCUACCAGAAUCACUAAUCCCUCUUUAAUAAAGCUGUGUUUAUUCCAGGGGUAGACCACCCUGCUCCUGGAGGGCUGCAGGCACUUCAUGUUUUUGAUUUAACUGACCUGGAUGACCAGGCGUGUUGAGGUUAGGCAAUCACUGAACUGAUCAAUUAGCUCAGUUGGUCAUGUGUGGUGCCUAGUUGGGAUAAAAUCCUGCAGUACCUGCGGCACUCCAGGAACAGGGUUGCCUACCCCUGGUUUAUUCAAUGGGGUGGAGGGUUCGUAGUGCGGCAGAUAGAAAUGCAUUGGCAUAGAGCCGUUUAUGAAACUUCAUAAAGCAUUCCAGGGAUUUGUUUCCUGUUUAUAUGUUGCAUUUCUAGCUGCAAUGUGUUUAACCUUCCACCCUUUUGACUAAGCCCCUGAUUGCAGGGUAAGGUAUAUGAAGACCGGGGAAGAGAAUCACAAAACAUAACUUUGUCAAUCUCACACGGAUAUCAGUUAAGCCUGCCCGAAACCCUUUCUAUUUAUUGCUAAAAUAACCCCCACACUUCCCUAAAAUAAAACAAAAAGUCAUUCCAGAUAGGAUAUCUCUAUCUCCACUCAGCUGUGAGUUCUUCCCUGAAGGUAGGAUUGCUGUGCUUUUUUUUUGUCUUCAACAAAACAUUUAACACCAACCACGCUUAUCAAAUGGAUCGAUUUGCUCAGACCCUGGCUAGUCAAAUCAAAUGAGUCUACCAUUGGUGGUCUAGAUUGACUUCACACACCGGCGUGUCACAAGAUUGAGAACUGUCAUAAUGGUUAUUAAAAAGACAGGAGUUCUGGGGAAGAAGACACAAAGACAAGACAGACAGAUUUCCUUUUCAUUUUAUUCUGAUUCAUUAUGUAUUUUAAUUUGAUGUGUAAGUAGUACAUAUAGAAUCUGUUUUGUCUCAUAAAAAAAAAAUCUUCCUGGAAAAUGUAUGAAUAAAAUAUAAUGAAAAAAAUGUUUUCCAUUUUUGGUAUGGUGUGGCAGUGAAGUUCUAGCUUUUUGCUUUUCUGAGAAUCUCAGCGUUAUGGUAACCUUGGCAAUGGCUUCUAUAGCUGUGCUUUGUCUGUUGGCCUCAGCUUAAAUCUAUCACCCAAUUCAACAUGUUGGAACUAACCUUUAACAGUACUGUACUACUAAAUAAAACAAAGUUGGUCAAUAAGAACCCUC
Molecule: messenger RNA, 3336 nt
Organism: Oncorhynchus kisutch (coho salmon)
Lineage: Eukaryota; Metazoa; Chordata; Actinopteri; Salmoniformes; Salmonidae
Product: ubiquilin-4
Exons: 11
Coding region: 72-1868 (598 amino acids)
Biological process (GO): ubiquitin-dependent protein catabolic process
Cellular component (GO): cytosol
Molecular function (GO): polyubiquitin modification-dependent protein binding
Source: RefSeq, a predicted model, not a curated record